CCUGGUACCGCUAUCUCCUGGCCCAUGGCCGAGAACAUCUUCAACAAGGGGACCAGAGUUUGGUUCGCCGACAAGGAGCAGGGCUGGAUCUCAGCCGAGCUUACCGCCGUCACCAGGGACGGCGACGAAGCCGUCAAGCUCGUCUUCGUAGAUGAACGCGGUAAAGAAACCACCAUAGACACGACGGUGCAGGACAUCAAGGAUGGAAAGGAGAGCCUCCCGCCAUUGCGCAAUCCUCCCCUGCUGGAGACGGCGGACGAUUUGGCCACACUCUCGCAUCUCAAUGAGCCUUCCGUCCUCCACACCAUCCGCAACCGAUAUGCACAACACAGCAUCUACACAUACAGUGGUAUCGUCCUCAUUGCCAUGAAUCCCUUCCAACGCGUCACACUCUACGGGCCGGAGAUCAUUCAGGCGUACAAUGGCCGCAAGCGAGGGGAGCUGGAGCCGCACUUGUUUGCAAUUGCUGAAGAUGCAUAUACUGCUAUGAGCAGGGAUGGGACCGGACAAACCAUUAUUGUGUCGGGAGAGAGUGGGGCAGGCAAGACAGAAUCCGCCAAGUUCAUCAUGCGUUAUCUCGCGUCCGUCAACCCGCCGAAUUCAAAAAGUAGAGGCAAAACGAAGAGCUCGCUUGAUGAAUCCAGCGAAGUCGAACGUCAAAUUCUUGCGACGAAUCCAGCUUUGGAGGCUUUUGGCAAUGCAAAGACUACUCGUAACGACAACUCUUCGCGAUUCGGCAAGUACAUCCAGAUCCUCUUUGACGGCAAUCAAGAAAUCGUUGGCGCACGCAUCAGAACAUAUCUCUUGGAGCGUUCCCGAGUUGUUUUCCAGCCACUCACAGAACGGAACUAUCACAUCUUUUAUCAGCUCUGUGCGGGUGCACCUCUGAAAGAACGAAAAGAUCUAGGUCUUGAUGCGGAUGUUUCGAAGUUUCAUUAUCUCAAUCAGGGUGGCCCUCAAUCGACACCAAUACCCGGCGUCGAUGACGCAGAGGAGUUCCGACAAACUCAAAUUGCACUCUCCACUAUUGGAAUUAGCGUCGAGAAACAAUGGGCCGUCUUCAAGCUGCUAUCUGCCCUCCUCCAUCUUGGCAACAUCAAGAUUACCCAGAUGCGGAAUGAUGCUGCAAUCGAGGACACGGAUUCCGCUCUGCAAUUGUCGACACGAUUCCUUGGCAUCACCCUUGCUGAAUUCAAGAAGUGGACAAUCAAGAAACAGAUCACCACGCGCUCGGAAAAGAUCGUCACCGCUCUUAAUGCGGCGCAAGCUACGGUCGUCAGGGAUAGUGUGGCGAAGUUCGUCUAUGCGUGCCUAUUUGAGUGGCUGGUUGCCAUCGUUAACGAGAGUUUGGCGGGAGAGAACGGCGAAGCUGCAAAUCGCGCGGAGAUGUUCAUUGGUGUUCUGGAUAUCUACGGGUUCGAGCAUUUCCAGAAGAACUCUUUCGAACAAUUCAGCAUCAACUAUGCCAACGAGAAGUUGCAGCAGGAGUUCAACCAACAUGUCUUCAAGUUGGAACAAGAAGAGUACGUCCGCGAGAAGAUCAACUGGACGUUCAUCGAGUUCUCAGACAACCAGCCUUGUAUUGAUGUCAUCGAGGGCAAGCUGGGAGUGAUGGCGUUGCUCGAUGAAGAAUCCCGCCUUCCCUCUGGAACGGACACUUCAUUUUUGCAGAAGCUACACUCACAGCUGGACAAGCCAGAGAACCGCAAGGUCUUCAAGAAGCCACGCUUCGGCAACUCCGCCUUCACCAUCGCACACUACGCUCUGGACGUCAUGUACGAGGUCGAAGGAUUCCUAGAGAAGAACCGCGAUACCGUUCCAGACGAACAUAUGGCCCUGCUCAUGUCGACGAAAAAUACUUUCCUGAAGGAAGUCCUUGAUGCUGCGUUUGCUGCAACGAAGGCACCUGACGCCGCACUGGGAUCGCCCACGGUGUCCGACUCGGGCUCCGGCAGCGGGGUGUCAAAGCGAUCUUCUGUCAUUCCUGACCCUGGUCGUCAGUCUCUGAUCUCGUCCGCCGCGUCGUCUUCGUUGGGUCCAAAGCGCGGGGGAGGCAUCGCCAGGAAGCCAACACAAGCGUCGAUCUUCAAGGCAUCGUUGGUGAAUUUGAUGGAUACCUUGAACGUGACGAACGUCCAUUAUAUUCGGUGCAUCAAGCCGAACGAGGCGAAGAAGGCUUGGGAGUUUACACCGCAGCAGGUCUUGGGACAGCUGCGGGCAUGUGGUGUGUUGGAGACGAUUCGUAUUAGUUGUGCAGGCUAUCCUUCGCGGUGGACGUACGAGGAGUUCGCUGAACGAUACUACAUGCUCGUCCAUUCGUCAGAAUGGGGCCCAAUGAUCCAGAAUUUCGAACUGAAGCCGCUUUGCUCGUUAAUCCUGGAGCGAACGAUCAGCGAUCCGGACAAGUACCAGCCUGGCCUCACAAAGAUCUUCUUCCGUGCGGGCAUGCUCGCAGCACUCGAGUCUUUGCGCUCUGAGAAGCUGAAUGCGCUUGUGACGAUCGUGCAGAAGAACGUGCGCCGACGAGUGGCCAUGAAACGGUACCACAGACUGCGCGAAGCGACCAUCAAAAUCCAGACAUGGUGGCGUGGUGUCCUUGCGCGGAAGCUCGUUGAAAACCUCCGCCGUGAGGUGGCUACCAUACGGAUACAGAGCGGUAUCAGGCGAUUCAUUCACAGGGGUCGAUUCAUGGCGGUCAGACACGGUACCAUUGGAUUCCAGUCUCAUGCUCGCGGUGUGUUAAUGCGUGAACACUUCAAGGAGUCUCGGAGAGAGCAUGCUGUCACACUUUUGCAGAGUCUCUCGCGUGGAGUCAUUGUGCGGAGAUCCCACCACUUAAAUAUUAUGCGAGUGGUUUAUCUGCAAUCAUGCAUUCGUCGUCGCCUUGCUUGCAAGGAGCUAAAGGCUCUCAAGGCAGAAGCGCGGUCGGUGUCGAAAUUCAAGGAGAUUUCAUACAGGCUGGAGAACAAGGUCGUAGAGCUCACCCAAACGUUGCAAAAGCGGAUAGAGGAAAAGAAAGAGCUGCAAAACAAGCUGGCCCAAUUGGAGCAACAACUACAGCAGACAAUUACGCGAUACGAGGAGUCGGACUCCCGUGCGCGACAGUUUCAGGCCGAAUUGCAUACUACGCAAAAGGAGCUGGGCCGCCACGAGGCGCUCUUAGUUGCCAAAAACGAUAUUGAGAGACGUCUGGAAGACGCACUGACGAAGGCGGCGGAGAAAGAUGACACCAUCCACAGGCUAACGGGCAGUCUGGCGCAACAAGCCGCUCAGCUAGAUUCGCAGCAGAGAGCCAUCGAGAACGUCCCUAUCAGGAACGCAGACGACAGCUCGAUCAUUUUGACGCUGAAAAGCGAAGUAAGCAGCCUCCGCGAGCAGCUGAACCGCGCAAAUGCGCUCAAUGUACUGACAAGAGGUAUCCGUGCCGAGCCUACUUCACCGACGUUUUCGACAGGCCUUCGUCUGGGAGAUAUCUCCAACACCGUGGCCAAUAGCAAUAGCAAUGGCACUGCGCUCGCCCCUACCACCACUCGUGCUCACCAACGGAGACAUAGUUCAGCCGGCGUAUAUGCCUUCAAUCCCAUGGAGAACCGCACAUCUGUCGAUGAGCUUAUGAUGAUGGCAAAGCGCAGCCAGGCCACAAGCCCCCGUGCAGUGUCUGUUGCAUAUAACGGCGAGGAUGGACUUCCGCGCUUCCGCGCUCCAAAUAGUCUUUCAGGCAUCUAUGAUCCCGCCGAGGAGAAGAUCCGGCUGAUGCAGGACAUUAGGCGGCUAGACGAAGACGUCCUCGACGGUCUCAUUCGCGGUUUGAAGGUACCGGCUCCGAGCAUUACCAACCCAUCUGCAGUCAAGGAGAUUCUGUUCCCGGCCAAUCUCAUAAGCUUAAUCACUAACGAGAUGUGGAAGUAUGGUCUCAUAUCGGAAAGCGAGCGGUUUCUUGCGAACGUCAUGCAGACUAUUCAGGCUCAUGUAAUGUCCUUCGUGGGAGAAGAAGCGAUCAUACCUGGCGUAUUCUGGCUUUCUAAUGUUCAUGAGAUGCUGUCGUUUAUCUGCGUGGCAGAGAGCGACAUGUUACAAGGUAUCGGGCCAGGCGAGGAGCACUCUAUAAGACCGUUCGAAUGGGCCGACUAUGAGCGCCUUGUCUCCGUCGUCAAGCACGACUUGGACAGUCUCGAAUACAACAUCUAUCAUACAUGGAUGCUCGAGACGAAGAAGCGUCUAUCGAAGAUGGUAAUUCCAGCUCUGAUUGAGAGCCAAUCGUUGCCUGGCUUUACAACAACGGAGGGAGGGGGCAGGAUUUUCAACCGAUUCCUGAGUUCUAAUGCUCCACCCGCGCACAGCAUGGACGACAUCCUCAAUUUGCUCAACAAGGUAUGGAAGAGUUUGAAGAGUUACUACAUGGAGGAUUCUGUUGUGCAACAAGUGGUUACCGAACUGUUGAAGUUGAUCGGGAUCACGAGUUUUAACGACUUGCUCAUGCGACGCAACUUCUCGUCCUGGAAACGAGCUAUGCAGAUUCAAUACAACAUCACACGUAUCGAAGAGUGGUGCAAAUCACAUGAUAUGCCUGAGGGUACGCUGCAGCUGGAGCACUUGAUGCAAGCGACGAAACUGUUGCAACUGAAGAAGUCAACACCAGAAGACAUUGAGAUUAUCUACGAUGUAUGUUGGAUGCUCACACCAACACAGAUUCAAAGGAUGUGCACGAACUAUUAUGUCGCAGAUUACGAGAAUCCCAUCUCUCCCGAAAUUUUACGAGUCGUCGCUUCGCGUGUCGUCCCUAACGACCGCACUGACCAUCUACUGCUCCCACCCGAGACGGAAGACGUAGGAUCUUACGAGCUCCCCCUGCCGCGAGAAGUCUCCGGGCUUGAGACUUACGUCCCCGCGUACCUUAAUGUACCACAUCUUCGUAGAUUAGCUGCUCUAGUAGCGUAAUUCUGGCUUUACUUUGCUUUGUGGUUCUGAUGUAAUAUUUGAUACGAUACCCAUCGACUAUUCUUAGUGGUACCACGCAUGAACACGAUAUAAUCAACUCGGAUCGGACUGCUUCUGAAGAACGAUGCAAAGUCUAGCUCCAUCCUCAAUCU
Messenger RNA from Laetiporus sulphureus 93-53, 5090 nucleotides. RefSeq lists its product as uncharacterized. Gene Ontology annotation, cellular component: myosin complex; cytoplasm; actin cytoskeleton. Lineage: Eukaryota; Fungi; Basidiomycota; Agaricomycetes; Polyporales; Laetiporaceae. The record is from RefSeq and is a predicted model, not a curated record. The coding region runs from base 25 to 4938 and encodes 1637 amino acids. The transcript has 15 exons. Gene Ontology annotation, molecular function: microfilament motor activity; actin filament binding; ATP binding. Gene Ontology annotation, biological process: actin filament organization; vesicle transport along actin filament.